Olea europaea var. sylvestris is the source of this 619-nucleotide messenger RNA. RefSeq lists its product as uncharacterized. Bases 59 to 604 code for a protein of 181 amino acids. The record is from RefSeq and is a predicted model, not a curated record. The transcript has a single exon. NCBI's taxonomy places the organism in Eukaryota, Viridiplantae, Streptophyta, Magnoliopsida, Lamiales, Oleaceae.
UAGAGAAAAGAUGUUUAAACAGAAAGAUGAUUGGUUGGAGAAAAAAUGAAGUGCAUUAAUGGUAGUGGCUUCUUUAAUUGCAACCAUGGCAUUUCAAGUUGGAAUCAAUCCUCCGUGUGGAGUAUGGCAGGAUAAUUAUAAGGUUAACUCACAUGGUCAUACUAUAUCAGCAUCCGAUUCUCACAAGGCUGGAGAAUCCAUUUUCAUUCAUAAUCAUCCGGAGGAUUAUAGACAGUUCUUGAUUGCUAAUACAGCAGGACUCAUUGCAUCACUCAGUAUCAUAUUAUUGUUGAUGAGUGGUUUACCUCUAAGGAGGAGAAUAUUUAUGUGGAUUUUGAUGGUGAUCACUUGGAUUGCAAUUACAGCAGUUGCAGUGACUUAUCUCUUUUCAAUAUCUGUUAUAACACCAGAGAAAGAGAGAGAAAAACAAACAAUUAUAAUUUUGAUUGGGUUAUCACUUUAUAUAUGGCUUGGCCUCAUGGUUCUGCUACUCAUUGGACACACGAUUCGAUUGCUAAUCAAGAUGGUACGAAAGUUAAUAAAAUAUUUGAGCCCGAAAGAAAGGAUUCAAGGUUCGGGAACUACAAGUCAUGGCACUGUCUAAGGUGUUGUUACAUUA